AGAUGUGACAACUGCCGGCGCCUGAAAGAAAAGUGCAACGGUGGAACCCCGUGUGACCGGUGUGUAAAAUCCGGCCGCAAAUGCCUAUUCACCAAUGCCUACAGGCGAUCAAGACGCCGACCCGCACCACAGCCGCCAGCGGCCGUGAUAGAUCCAAAAGAGUUCUUUGGUAUCGAAAGGAUUCGCAACUUGGAAGCCAUUGUCCAACACUUUACGAACAUACGGGACUUCAGCCCUAAAGUACUCGCAGAGUCUCUGGUGGCUCUCAAAGCGGCCGAGGAGGGCUCGGCUCAAUCACACGAUCAAUAUAACUUGAACGACCAAGAGACCCUAGACGAAAUCCGUAUAGCCGAAGAGGCGAGCAAUUUCGCCUCGAUACCGGCCAAUUUCGCUACUGCCGAGCAGCUGCUGUCAUGGCCAUUCGCCAUUCAAGACGCAGUUUCUCUAUUUCCACCUGUCGAUGUCGCCACCAUACUGCUCGAUGUCUUCUUCAGCGUUUCCCAAACAAACUACUUCUACGUAGACGAGGAACAGAUACGGAGACGAAUAUCUGAGAUGUAUACAGGUAUCGCUGCACCGCUCUCGACUGCUGAUGCUCCAUGGGUGUGUACCGUACUCAUGGUAUUCUGCGUCAGCACCCAGUUCGCACACUUGGCGCCUCAGGUGAAGAGUCGGCAUUCGAGGAACGGGCAACUCGAUGUUGCUUCAGCGGUCGACGAUGCUUUAGCGCUGUCUUUCUAUCGAAAAGCAACGUCCAUGAUCCCCGAUUUGUUGACAAUUGGGAGUGCACAAUGCGUGCAGGCAUUCAUUCUUAUGGGCGUGUACACACUCCCAGUAGAUCCUGCAGGUUUAGCUAGCAGCUAUUAUGGCAUGGCUAUGAAAAUAGCGAUACACAAUAACAUGCACUUGAAGAGUCUUUACAAAACACGAGACACGGAGAUGAGCAACCGCAUUUGGUGGACAGUGUACACUCUAGAAAGGCGGGUAUCUAUACUACAUGGACGGCCAGCAUCAAUUCAGAGGUCGCAGAUAGGCACUGAGCUCCCAGUCGACUCCCUUGAACUACAACCAUCCGGAAGGCCCAAUACAUUUCAUAACGCCAUGGCUCAGAAGGAUCUUACCGAGAUCAUGGAGAUUGCUCGUGACACCAUCUUGGUUUUGAAAAGAGCCGAUAGGCCGAAGCUCAAGCAACUGUCUAUCCCCGAAUGGGUCACGACCCGCCAAACCCUUAUAGAACACUGCAUUAAAAGCGCCACAUCGUCCAUACAGCUCUGUCAAAAGCUCAACGAUGAAUUCGGGCUUUCCAAAUCCUCAUAUACUGAAUUCACUUCUUGCUGCGCUGCAGUAGUGACUUUGAUAGCUCACCGUAUCCUCAACAAGACGGCAGACCUUGAGGACGUAUGCGAUCAAGGGAUUAUACUACUGAAAAUCAUGUCUGGUGGCGUCUUUGCGAAUACUAAAAGCUCCGAGAAACAGGGCCUGGAGAUUUUAGAAAUGGCGUUGGCGAAACUAGGCACAAGCCAUGGUGGAAGUCCCGCGUUGGGUGGUGCGGGUUACGACCAAUUUUGCACCUGGGUCGCACUGCAGAUUGACCCGGAUCACUCGCCCAGAGACGACGAGGCAACGCACGCGGCAGGAUUGGCGCAAGGAUGUAGACCAGCUCCGGAAUUUUCCCAUACAGAAGGAACGAACUUCAUCCCGGAGUUCGUUCCCUCCACAUUUGCCGAACUAAUGUCGUUCCCUGGCUUGGAAAAUUAUUUUCAGUACUCAGUAAGGUAG
Colletotrichum phormii is the source of this 1779-nucleotide messenger RNA. RefSeq names its product fungal-specific transcription factor domain-containing protein. The annotation marks the transcript as partial. Gene Ontology annotation, molecular function: zinc ion binding; DNA-binding transcription factor activity, RNA polymerase II-specific; DNA binding. Gene Ontology annotation, biological process: regulation of DNA-templated transcription; DNA-templated transcription. The transcript is spliced from 5 exons. The record is from RefSeq and is a predicted model, not a curated record. NCBI's taxonomy places the organism in Eukaryota, Fungi, Ascomycota, Sordariomycetes, Glomerellales, Glomerellaceae.